AUGCAACAGCUGUCAGCCGACCUAAAGAGUCAGCCACAGCAGCAGUUCUUUGACCUGUCCGGACAAUAUGUGGAGCUUGUAAAGCAGGAAAUGGUAAUGGGCGUUCCUGCACCUGGACGAGAAGCUGCAAGAUAUCCUGUCGAACGAGGACCAGCUGUCGGGCAGCACGGUGAUAUGGGCACUGAUCCGAUCAUCACACAUCCUCAUCGGCAACAUCGGCACAGCAAGACGUUACUGCCGAGGUCGAAUACCGUAUUCUUCAACCGAGUACCACAAGCAGUGCCUGCUAAUGGAGCGCCAAUGGAUAUCUGCAAGUCGGUGGCUCGGUGUGACCUGCACAUCACACCGUCGAUCAGCCGCUGUGGAUAA
Messenger RNA from Soboliphyme baturini, 369 nucleotides. NCBI's taxonomy places the organism in Eukaryota, Metazoa, Nematoda, Enoplea, Dioctophymatida, Soboliphymatidae. The record is from the annotation of a GenBank genome assembly.